Habropoda laboriosa is the source of this 528-nucleotide messenger RNA. RefSeq names its product M-phase phosphoprotein 6 (gene Mpp6). Lineage: Eukaryota; Metazoa; Arthropoda; Insecta; Hymenoptera; Apidae. The record is from RefSeq and is a predicted model, not a curated record. Bases 79 to 528 code for a protein of 149 amino acids. Gene Ontology annotation, biological process: maturation of 5.8S rRNA. The transcript has 4 exons.
CACAAAGCUAAUAAGGUGAUAAAUCUAUUCUAUACUUCGUCUAUGGUUAUACCUCAUUUAUGAUAUUUUUUGAUAAAAAUGAGUUCAAAUAAAACAAAGUUAUCAAAAAGUAUUUUAGAAAUGAAGUUUAUGAAACGAACUAAAGAAAAGGUGGAAAAACAACAAUUUCAAGAAGAGGGUGAAGAAUAUUUUGGAAAUGAAUUAACAAAGCGUAUGAAGAAAGAAUCAGAAAGGUUUAUUAUUGAACCUAGUUAUGUUUUUUGUGAAAAAUUAAUUGAUGGUAGAGUAAGUUUCCGAGGAAUGAACCCUGAAAUAGAAAAGUUAAUGGAAGCAGAACAGAAUAAUGAACGUGUCAAAAUUGAGGAAAAAAACGAAACAGACAUUUCAGAUGAACAAAUGGUACACCAUUGGAAAAAGUUUAGGAAAAUGUCAAAAACUGACCGUAAAUAUGAAAAAUCGUUACAAAAACAUAAUAACAAUCAUGAACCAUUACCAAAGAAACCAAAGUUUUUGAAACCGCAAGAUUAG